AUGCGCGCGCACGAGCACAAGAUCGCGCAGCUGCUGGACAAAACCAGGGACUUUGACAAAGAUGAGCGCUACAUGGCCACGUCGGAUCUGUGCGUCGAGCUCGACAAGGACGUGGAACUGGGACCGUAUCUCGAGCCCGACGUCUGUGCGGCUGUCCUCAAGCAGCUCGACGACAAGUCGAACGACGUGCAGUCGAUUGCCGUCAAGUGUCUGGGCCUUCUCGUGAAGAAAGUACAGACGGCCCAAGUGGCCGACAUUUGCCGCAAACUCUGCGACCUCAUUCACAAGGGAACGCCCGAGCUGCGGGACAUUUACGCGAUCGGUCUCAAGACGAUCAUUGCCGACGUGGCGCACAAGACGGCGGCCGUGAUCGCGCCCGGCAUUUGCACGCGGCUCUUGACGGGGCUCGGCACGGAGCAAGAGGUGGCCGUGAAAGCCGAGACGCUCGACAUCCUUACGGACCUCUUGCGGCGCUUUGGCUACGACGUGGCGCUCGAACACGCGGCGAUCAUGGAAUUGCUGAUAAAGCAGCUCACGGACGAAGCGCCGCUCGUGCGCAAACGUGCAACUGUGUGUGUGGGAGCGCUGGGGGUUGUGGCCUCGGACGCGCUCGUGAGUCGCUUGGUAGAGCAUCUGAUUCAAGACAUUCAGGCGUCAAGCAACGCAGCCAACGUGCGCACGCUCAUCCAGACGAUUGGCAUGCUCUCCCGCACGGCUGGUCAUCGUCUGGGGCAGCAUUUGGACGCUGUGAUCCGCAUCUUGGUGCAGUUCUGUGGCGAUCCAGCCGACGAGUCGCUGCAGCACGAAGACUCGGAUGAUCUUCGUGGCAACUGUUUUCAAGCGUUUGAAGCGUUCUUGAGUCGAUGUCACAAUGAGAUUACGCCUCAUGUCGAGACCAUACUGAAGCUCGCGAUGCAAUUUAUCUCGUACGAUCCGAAUUACAAUUACGCGGACUCUGCUGACGAAGACGAAGAGAUGGUAGACGAAGAGGAGCAAUAUAGCGACGAAGAAGAUGACUACAGCGAUGACGACGACACGAGUUGGAAGGUCCGUCGGGCCAGUCUUCGCGUGCUGACUGCAAUCAUUACGACGCGACCAGAACUCCUGGAGCACCUGUACAUUCGGUGUGCUCAGCCUUUGAUCUCGCGCUUCAAAGAGCGAGAAGAGAACGUCCGGAUUGACGUUUUUGCAGUGUUUGCGGACCUUCUGCGCGCUACUCGGAAGACCCUUCCGAGCUCGAGUGGGGCGGGAUCUCCUCACUACUCAUCUACGUCAAAUGCGUGCAUUAACCAGUUGAAACAGUGCCUGAAUGCGGUCGUUGUUGGUGCAAACAAGCAAUUCGGACCCAAAGCUUCAGUUCUGUCACGCUGUGCAGUACUUGCGCUAUUGAGCGAGCUUGCGAUGCUAGAGUACGGGAAAUUGGGCGACUACAUCGGUCUUCUGAUGCCGAACACCCUCAGUGCAGUGGAGGACAAACACUCAGACUUGAAGCUGGACGCUCUGACGUUUCUUCGCCUGCUCGUGGACACACACACUAUGGAGCCAUUCCGACUACACAUUGAUUCGGUCGCCGAAGUUGCAGUGCAGUGUGCCAAGGGAGAUUGGUACAAAACAGUGGCGAAAGCGCUUGGAUUGAUCGAAUCCCUCGUUCACAUCAUCCGCUCGGACAGCGAAGACUCGAUGUACAAACCGUAUGCCGUGCCGUUCUAUGACGCGGUAUUGCUUCAUUUGAAGGUUCAUGAUAUUGACCAAGAAAUCAAGGAGGCCGCAAUCAGCAGUGUUGGAGAAAUCGUUGCUAUUUUGGGCGACGAGCUUGGUGAGCGAGUGGGAAAAGUUUUCCCUCUGCUAAUGGAGCGUUUGAACAACGAAAUAACGCGCGUCCAUAGCAUCAAGGCAAUCGGAACCAUUGCUCGCUCGAAGCUCGACUUGGACAUGUCUCCAAUUCUUGAAGAGUGCACGCAUACCCUGGCUCAGCUGCUUCGUCAGCAGUCCCGCACGCUGAAACAAGCAACGUUAGCCGCCCUCAACGAUCUGGUCGUUUACAAGGGUGCGCAAAUGUCUGAUGCACUUCACUAUGAAGUGGUGCUCGAAGCCUCGCUCCUUCUCGUUGAUGUGGAUCUCCAGCUGUGCCGCAUGAGCAUCACGUUGAUAUCAAACUCUCUGCGCGUAUGCCCCCGCGUUGCGUCGACAGAAGCUUUGUUGCACAACGCCCAAGUGAAAGCUCUGGAGCUAUGCCACAGUGCUAUGCUUCAAGGUCCCACUUUAGAAGCUCUGGAGUCUUUUUUUGCGCAACUGACACAACUGGACUUGCCAGGUAGCAGUUUCACCGAGCUGUUCAAGGCACUCGUGGCUGUUUCUCCUGAAGAGUCGAAGCACUCGGUGCUGAACAUCGCGAAGUGUGUUGCUUGCUCGUGUGUGGCUACAACGGAAGAAAACCGCAAGCUGGCUUUUGCAAAGUUUGUUGGCGACAUUACACAAAAGGGGUCCGAGAAAAGAAAAGUUUUGGCGCUCUACUGCUUGGGAGAGUUUGGCCGGAAUAUCACACUCGCUGGCUACACGGACGUCAAAGAGAUCAUUCUAGAGUCCUUCAACGAUGCAGGUGAAGAAGUGAAGGCUGCAGCUGCGUACUCACUUGGCAGCAUUUGCGUUGGCAAUAUGGAAGAGUACCUCGACAUUGUCAUGGAGAAGUUGGAGCAUGGGGACAACUCUUACUUGCUGCUGACGUCAUUGCGCGAAGUCAUUUCAGAUCAUGCAGCAAAGCCGCACCAUGGUUUUGCAACGUACGUGGAUCGUGUACUUCUGGUUCUUCGGAAAAUGAGUGCUCGUCAGGAGGAGGGGGUGCGAAACAUGGUUGGCGAGUGUAUGGGAAAGCUUGCUGCAACGAACAGUGCCAAUCUGAUGCCGGUUGUGACCGAACUCUGCGGGUCGUCAGACGUAUGGUCACGCUGGACCGCUGCAACAAGUCUCAAGUAUGCGAUGACAACAACGGUCGAGGAAACGUCAAUUGAUGCGAUCUUUGCUCACAUUGACCCUUUUCUGGCUGCGCUUGAAGAUGAAGACUUGCACGUACGCCGUGCUGCACUGCUAGUAUUCAACACUGCGGCUCACCACCAUGCUCACCACCUGGUGCCUUACGUUCGCGACAGGAUAUUUCCUGUGCUCUUGAAAACGACUGAAAUCAAGCUCGAGCGAGUGGUCGAUCUUGGUCCGUUCAAGCACAAAGUGGAUGACGGUCUCCCUCUUCGUAAAGCUGCAUAUUCGUUUGUCGACACUUUGAUCCAGGUGCUGCCGCAGGAAAUCGACAUCAAUCUGUUUCUCGACCAACUGAAGCGAGGUCUUGGAGACCAGGACGAUAUCCAGAUGCUCAGUCACCAGAUCUUGAUCAAGAUCUGCUAUGUUCAGCCUGGUAGUAUUGUGGGCGCACUGGAUUCGUUACUGGAACUGCUGGAGAAGACGAUCAACAAGAAGGUGAAGGAAGACCAGGUUGGUCCCGAGGUCGAGCGUGUGAAAGACCUCAUACGCAGUGCGCUGCGUGCGCUCGACACAAUCAGCGCUGUUCUUGACGCUGACGCCCAUCCAAGACUAAACGCCGUGAUGGACAAUGCGAAAAAGAACAAGAUGCUCGGCGUCUUGUUGGAGACCAUCCGCAAUGAGCGCACGAAUAACUAA
Messenger RNA from Hyaloperonospora brassicae, 3669 nucleotides. Lineage: Eukaryota; Oomycota; Peronosporomycetes; Peronosporales; Peronosporaceae. The record is from the annotation of a GenBank genome assembly.